Molecule: messenger RNA, 2208 nt
Organism: Pyricularia pennisetigena
Lineage: Eukaryota; Fungi; Ascomycota; Sordariomycetes; Magnaporthales; Pyriculariaceae
Exons: 3
Coding region: 1-2208 (735 amino acids)
Cellular component (GO): growing cell tip; cell division site; plasma membrane
Source: RefSeq, a predicted model, not a curated record
AUGUUACGGCCGGCUACACCUCUGGCGGUUCUGCUCGCCGCGGCGUUUGGCCUGCUGUUGAUUUCGGUCUUGUCGACACCCAUUAUCAAAGCCAUUCCGCUUGGCGAGUACGUCGGCGUGACGUUUGGCGUUUUUGGGUAUUGCAUCAACAACAACGCGAGAUGCAGCCCCAUCGAGAUUGGCUAUGACGAAGGCCUGGCCGCUGCGCUGGCCGAGAAGAAUGCCAACUUCGACCUUCCGAGCCAGGCGAGACGCACGCUUUCCACCAUCCUCAUCAUCCAUCCCGUCGCCGCGCUCGUAACUCUGAUAAUGUUCGUCAUGUCGAUUGCUGCGCACUUCCAUUCGCCAUCACACUCUGCGAGAUAUCUUCUCAUUGUGUUUAUCGUUGGACUCCUAAACUUUGUCAUUUGCCUGCUUGCCUUCCUGGUCGACGUUUUGCUCUUCGUUCCCCAUAUGGCUUGGGGUUCGUAUCUGGUUCUCGCGGCCACAAUCUUGGUUGCGCUCAGUGGACUGGUUGCUUGUGCGAUGCGAAGGACGUUGGUCUCAAGGAAAGCUAGGAAAAAGCGCAUCGAAGAGAACGCGGAGAUGAGCGGCGAGAACUUUUACAACCGCCAAGCGCAGCAAGCCACGCCCCAAACGGAGAACAAACCCACUGUUCCCGUUCUUAGUGGCGCCCACGGCGAGGGUGGUGAUAAGCUGCCUAGCUUUGCUACUUACGAGAAGCGGGACGACCUGAGCAGCGAAGAUAGGGUCCCUUUGACAGCCAACAGUCCGGCCAGCCGCUCUCCCAAUGCGCAAUACAACGACCCGACCCGAAUGGAUGGGCAGUUUAACCAGCCUCGCAGGGCACCCUCGGCCAGGGAUCAAUACGGUAACCCGAUGGAAGGGCCCGCAGAUGCCUAUGGCGUGCAAAGAGCUCCAUCAGCGGAGCGCAUGAACCCUGGUGUUCGAGGUGGUUACAGAGGCCGCGGUUACGGUCCACCAGGGAGAGGAGCUUACGGGUAUGGUCCGCCUCCAGGCAGUCGAGGAGGCUAUGGGCCCCCAGGCCGCGGUGGAUAUGGGCCUGGUCCAAAUGGCAGGGGAGGAUACGGACCGCCUCCAAGAGGUGGUUAUGGCCCACCAAUAAGGGGCCGCCCGCCACCCCCUGGCUACCAAUAUGACAGGAGAGGCUCCCCCGCGGAGGCAUACGGCCCGCCACCCGGACAGGGACCAUAUGGGCAGAGGCAACAAUCUCCAGGGCCUCCUUCAGCCCCUGGCUAUGGUAUGAAUGGUUCAACACCAACGGUGUCGUCCGCCGCGUACGGCCACCAACACACACCUUCCGAUGAUCUACCGAGAGCGGAAUCGCCCCCUCCACUGCCUGGAACAGAGCCUAUGCCGCCAGUAGGGCAGGCGGUCGCGAUGGAUGCCAAGACAGGUAGUCCACAGGUACCUCAAAACGGCUUCGCACCAAUGCCACAAAACCGCUUUGGGGGUAGCCAGCAGUUUCGAGAUAGCGAUGCCGACAUACAGGGGAUGGUAGGGCUCCAGCAGGGUAUCACGCCUGCAGGUCAACAACCUCCAUUGCAGCGACAUCAGACUCUCAUGAGCGAGCAGAGCCGCUAUAGUCAGGAUGGAGCCCAAUACGUACCUGCACGUCAGAAUUGGAAUGAUCAGCGCAGCAAAACCCCGGGUGCAGAGAGUGUAGUACACCCGAGCAUGAUGCCACCGCCACUCAACGCAUCAAGGACUGACCUCUCAAUGCCGAGGAACUCGCCGGGACCCGGGGGUGCUCCAGCAAGGUCACGCACGUCGGAAUACUACGAGGACGUAGCUCCGAGGUUUGUGACCCCUGAUCCCUCAGCACGUGGGACUCCGGUACCAGGACAAGCUGGUGGGAGGAUACCACCGCCCAUAAACCUCCCGGCCGGUGCGCCAGACUUUGACGAGAUGCCGGAUGGAUCCCGGAGUCCGGCCGCCUCGGAGAGGUCAACUUUCACUAGCAUCUCCCAGCGGGGUAUCAACCCGAGGUGGAACCCACCGCCGCCGUCUAUGAUGCCUGGCUAUGGACCAGCCCCACAACGGCGACCAAACCGCAACGAUAUGCUGCUGAACAGCAACCCGGAUUUUGAGCUGCCCACUAAUAGAGGAGGCAGGGGCGGUAGCCCGCCCAGGGCACCGGGGACUUCGAUGAUCCCGGGUAGCGCUUAUCCCAACGGUCGAUUGUAG